ACGGAUGGAAUCGUGAGCGACGAGGCCUCAGGAAUUCGGUGCGGCCCCUUUAAGGAUCGUGUCGUCACGGCCCCUUGUCACGGCCCCUCGGCACGUUCAAGAUGGCCGUCGUCGCGCAGCGCAGCGCACUGUGAGCGAGUGUCGAAUAGACAAGAACUCGUCUCUUGAGCGUAAUUAGCAGAAGAAACCAAAGUAACGAAGAAAGAGGCCGACCAGAACUGAGCACCGGUGGCGGCAAUGAAGAGUCUGACGGGUGUAACCAGAGCAUUGAACUUGACCUGCGCAGCUACAGGAAGGUCAGUGCAGCGAGACGAGGAGAGGACGUACGUGGGAAUGCUUCGGCAGGUCAAACGCAACUUGUGCAGCGGUGUUUUGUAUCAGCUGGAGAGGUUUGAUGACAGAGGCCAGAAGGCCACACGGGAGAGAGUUAGUUGCAGUAUCCAGGUAGGAUAUUGCCAUGGCCUGGACCAGGAGUCGUACAGAGCUCAAUGUGUUCUUUAAAUCUGGGUUGGACACCGCAGAGAAAGGGGUACUUGUGAACGCACUUUUACUAGAGCGAGAUCCGGCUCCUCUAAAGUAUGCCUUGCAGAAGAGUGUUUCUGCCUUAAACAGCUGUGCUUUUAUGCGUUCUCGAAUUUUCCUGCAGGAACAGAGGGCUAAGUAGAAUUUCAAGUGCCUCAGAAUGGACGGCUACUUCAGAGCUGCUGUUUGUGACUUGGACAAGCUGUUGGAUGACUUUGAACAGAACACAGAUGAUGUGGAAUGCAGAUCUGCAACACUGACGCUUCCUGUUGGCAUCGUUUCUGACCCUUCGCCAGGAACAGACACCUUUGUUCCCGAAUCAUCAAAUCCAGCAACUACAGCCAACAUCAACUCCUUAUUGUAUGGUUCCUCUGUCAAGUGCUGUGGUCCUCCAAGUUACAAUUAUAAAGACAAUGAGGCAAAAGCAAGGCCUUUCACAGGCGUGGACCUUUUGUCUUCUGUAGACAACAGAACAGCUCAAACACCUCCUUGUCCGGGCAGGGCUUUGAAGCCGGUGUGCGACUUGGUAAAUGAUACUGGCUCUGCUUUGCUUUGGUCCAAUAGGGAUGAUGCCCUGAAGGAACUUGAUAUAAUUGAGAAGCAGCUAGAAGAGCAACUGUUGGUAGACUUUGAUUCUCCGGUUGUUCCUCUGCCUGGAAAUGUGUCUCUGGCAAGUGCUGACAGCACUCUUUGGAAGGAAUCUCCUGUAGAAGUUAGCUUGCUGGAGCAGGACACACACCAGCAUCUAAUUACCAGAGAGCUUCCGUCGUCAUUGGGCCUGCUGGAUAUUUCUUUGCCUGCCGUUGCAGAGAGCGGCAGUGGGCCUCAUGUUGCUGUUUCGACGGGUAACUCGGAUGUCCUGGAAUCUUUAGAGAAUGACAUGGAUCAUUUCUGUAAUGAGAGAACUUCUGAAAUGCCACCCAGCUUUGUGGAAGAGGAAGAGCCUUCAUAUUCUUUGAGAGACGAGACGGUAAGCCAAAGUGGUCAAAGCAGUGGAGAUGAUGAUGGUAAAGAACAAGUUUCAAACAACAAUGCUGAUGUUCUGGAAGCACGUGAACCUCUGCACUGGAAUGAUGACCACUUGGCUCAGGAGUCUGAAAAUGCAAUAUGGCUGGAAUGCUCAGGCGGUGAGAUGGGCAGCUCUCCUCGACAAGAGUCUUCAUUGUCCUGUCUCCCAGUGGCUGUGUCCAUGUGUGGAUCACUUGUGGCAUCCUUGGAAUCUCAGAAGAAAGUGGAGCCCGAGGUCCAGGAAAAUACUGAUCCUGUAUUUCCAGACUCCCAUGUCACAGAGACCAUCACUAUCCCUGAGGUUCAGCAGUGUACUCCUGUAGUGGAUAAACCUGUAAGCCAUGAUAACUUCAGCCCUGCUGAUGCUUUUGGCGAGGAAGUAGAUCGGUCAAUCACAGCAACGGACAGAGGGGUAACAACAUCCUCCCAUUUGGGCGAAAGUCAGGCUUUGUCACUGGAAGGUGACUUAGGUUCAAGGACCCUUGCAGAUGAAGCGGUUUCUCCCAUUGCUGGGGAGAGUCCAAGAACUCCCUUGCCAUACUCAUUUGUAGACAGCAUCUUGUCUGAAAUUGAGAAGGCCGAUACGGUGGUCACCGAUGAGGAACUAGAUGCUUUUUUGAGGGCGCAGCGUGACGACAAUCCCUCUGCCGCGCCAGAGGAAGAAUGCACCGAUGAAGGUUUUUCAGAAUUAAAUGCUGACCUUGUUCCAUCUCAAGAUGGAUUAAUGGAGGGAGAGUGUGAGAAUUACUCAGGGAAACAGGAUAGACUUGCUAUAUUAGACCAUGACCAAAAUUCUCUGACAGGGGAGGAAAGUAGAGACUCUGACUUGUCUCAUUCUCAGGACAUUCAUCAUAGGAGGGCAGAUCUUAUUAAAAAUGUCAGUGAAGAACCUACCAGUCCAGCUGACAGCCAGCAUUCUCACUUUGGGGGGGCAAGACCCAAGCAGUUGUGUGGACAGCCACCAAGGAUGUUGUCCAGCCUCGAAACUCAGGAACAUGGAAGGACUGAGGCGAGGGAUCUUCACAGCGGAAGCUCGGUGGUGAAGAACAACCAGUCCCUUACGGCUCCAGCCACCCUUAAGGAAGCCCCCAGCCACUGUGACAUGAAUUCCAGUUACCCUUGUGAAGAUGACAGUGAGAUUGGUGUUGGCUAUGAUGAGCUUUCUGAGCCGCCACCAUAUCUAGAGGUUCCGGAGAAGGAUAGGGCUGAUCCCUUGACCAAGAACAUAAUACGUGAUGCUGAGGGUCUAGGCCUGAGGCAACCACUCUGGAUGCCAGAUUCUGAGGCUCCAAACUGCAUGAACUGCCUGCAGAAGUUUACGUUCACUAGGAGGAGGCACCACUGUCGAGCUUGUGGCAAGGUGUACUGUGCUGUGUGCUGCAGCAGGAAAUGCAGGUUAAAGUACCUGGAGAAAGAGGCCAGAGUGUGUGUUGCCUGCUAUGAAGCCAUUCGCCAAGCCCAAGCAUUUGAGAGGAUGAUGAGUCCUACAGGCCCCGGCCCCAACCCCAAUGUCCCGUCCGAAUACUGCUCUACCAUCCCUCCCAUGCAACAAGCUCAGGCAGCUGGGACCAUCAACUCACCCCCACCCACCGUCAUGGUGCCCACUUCUGUCCUUAAGCACCCUGGUAUGGAAGGUUUCCCUCGAGAGCAGAGGAGAGUCUGGUUUGCUGAUGGGAUUCUGCCAAAUGGGGAAUUUGCAGACACCACUUGGCUCUCAGUGGGGGGCAGGAGGACCUCCCAAGAGUUGAGUCCUGUGAGCCUGGAGCCCCCAGUGAGUGUCGGCAAGGCAGUGACCCCUGGUGCCUGGUCUGCGGAGGAGCACGCUGAUUUGGAGACGGUUCCGGGGCUCAGGGGGGCUCUGGGUGGAACUGCAGCAGCCCUUGAACUGCCAGGUGGGGCUGAGCGAUCCCCCAUCAGAGGGCCUUGGGAUUACAGCCUCUUGUGCUCCAUCGAUAGCCUUGUGGAGAAGGCCCCCAGCUUGUUACCUGAGGAUGAGGAGGGACUGCCUCCGCUGCUUCUCCUUGCUGGGGAGGAGGAUGGUGGAGAUAUGUUGGUGGAAGAACGUCCUGCACAUAGCCAGGUCCUGCAGCUCCUGGAAGAGGGUGGGCCACGACCUUUGACCUUUGUCCUCAAUGCCAAUCUCUUGAUUAAUGUGAAGCUCAUUACCUACUCUAGAAAGAAGUGCUGGUGCUUCAGCUCCAAUGGGCUGCAGGGAGUCGGCCAGAAGGAGCUCGUGUUUGUCAUCCAGUGCCUCCCCGAGGAGAUGGCGGUACCUCGUGACAUCUUUGCAUUGUACAUCAGCACCUACCGGGAUGCAGAGAGAGGGAACUUUGUGGAGGACUUGGGAAACAUCACUUUCACCGAGAGCUUCUUGGGAAGCAAGGAGCACGGCGGCUUCCUCUUCUUUCGGCCCACCUUUCAGUGCCUGGAGGGCCUCCCGCUGCCUCAUGCUCCCUACCUCUUUGGGGUCCUCAUCCAGAAGCUGGAGGUGCCCUGGGCCAAAGUGUUCCCUCUGCGCCUGUUCCUGCGACUCGGGGUUGAGUACGGCGUGUACCCCAGUGCACUUGUGAGCGUGAGGUACCGCAAGGCUGUCUUCACAGAGAAUGGACACACCAUCAUGAACUUACUUGCUGACCUCAGAAACUACCAGUACAGCCUUUCAGUAGUGGAGGGGCUGCGGAUACACAUGGAGAUGGGCAACGUGUACAUCGACAUCCCCAAGUCCAAGUUCAACGAGAUGCUCAAAGUGCUCAAUUCGUCCAAUGAACAUGUCAUCAGCAUGAGCGCCAGCUUCAGCACGCAAGCGGACUCCCACCUGGUGUGUGUCCAGAAUGAGGAUGGCGCCUAUCACACGCAAGCCAACAGUGUGGCGGGGACCACCCGGAAAGUGACGGGAGCCAGUUUUGUGGUGUUCAAUGGAGCCCUUAAAGCCUCUUCGGGCUUCAUCGCCAAGUCCAGCAUCGUUGAAGACGGCCUCAUGGUCCAGAUUCCACGAGACACCAUGGACGCCCUGCGGCAGGCAUUCCGCGACCAGGCAGACUUCCAGAUACCCUGCGGCAAGGCAGACACGGGAGAGGUUUGGGAAAAGGUCAACGUGCGCUGGGUGGACUGGACACCACCGAGCACCGGUACGCCGAGUCCCGUGGACCACAGGUCUCUGGAAGGAGCCGUCAGUGUCCGAGUGCAGCAGGAGACGGAGUUUGAGGCUGAAGGAAAGACCAUCAAGUGCACCGAAGUGUUUUAUCAUCUCAAGAGCCCUGCGGCUUCCUUCCCGACAACGCUGUCCUCCCACAGCCACUUCCUGGUCGAGAUCGCCACUGCAGGCUGCGCCGCCCUUUGCCCCCACCUUUCCGUUCUCAAGACCAGUGGAAUCAACUGUCUUGGCCUGCGCGUCUCCGUGGAUGCAGACAUGGUGGAGUACCAGGCUGGUUCUGGAGGCUCUCUCCUGCCCCAGAGGUACAUGAAUGAGCUGGACAGCGCCCUUAUACCAGUCAUCCACGGCGGCAGCUCCAGCAUCCCCCAGCAGCCUAUGGACUUGGAGUUUAUCUUCUACAUCACAGAGGGGCUCUGCUGAUGCAGGGAAACGUCGAGCGUCCGGGAGCAGGUCUCGUUCGGGAUGCCGUGCUGCCACAUCUAGGAACCAAAGAGUGGAACAUCCUCCCUGCUCUUGCAUCGGCUUUCGUUUUUCGCUUUCACUUGUCCUGUUCCAAGGCACAAAGCCUGGGUUCGUCGUUCACCUCUCGUGUGUCUCGCUCAAGUGCUCAGUUGCUACUGAUGGUUGCGAGACCACGGUCUUCAGGGUCAUGAGCCCAUUGCUGGGCAAGUGAGGGGAAUGUGCCACUUGGCUCUCGUUCGCAGUUUCGUAAAGCGCGCAGCCUCGGGUUUGCCCCGCAACUGGAAGAGCUGAUAGAAGUCUGAAAGCAGUGCGUUUCGAGCCAAUAUGUAAACCGCAUCUCGUCUUUCUGCUGCCGAGUUGGAGCCCUUUGAAAGUCAUUUGAAAAUGAAGAUCACUUAUGUUGAGUGUUUGAAAUGUCUUCAUGUAAGCCUAUAACUUUAGAUAUAUAAGAAUGUGGACACACAAUAUUAAUCACUUUUUUUUUUUUUGUCCAUAAACUAAAGCUCUUGGUAUACCGUGUAAUUUAGCAGUGAUAAUCGUUCUGUAAAUACGCCGAUGGUCCGUCUUUUAAUAGAACCAAUUUUUGGAAGAGUUGUGUGCUUGAAAACUAAUAUUUUUGAUAGGACAAACCGCUUUGCAGUCGUGGCAGGAAUAGCCCCAUAGGAGGGUGAGUUACAUGACAACUUAAGACACUAAUUGUGGUACAUAGGUCACUUUACCUCAGUGAACAUGCAGGAAAACAGGGGAACCUGAUUGUUUUUGGCACUAAGACUCUCUUUCCGUGAGGCAGGAGGAGACCGAAGGGGUUGUUUCAUGAUGGAUGAGUUCACUGGAGUUUCACCAGACUUUUCAUUCACUCAAGCACUUUGUGUGACUGACCCUCAGUGGUAUUUUAUUUCUUUUAAGUCACUGAUUUAUAUUCAGCCAGUUGUGCUGCAAACCCAUUUUUACAUUGACGCUGAGCUUCGCCGUAUUCCUAAAGCAAUGCUGGAGAACAGACAUUUAGCUUUCACACUUGAGCUGAACUAGUGCUACACAGGUCAGAUCAGUUCGCCAGAGAUGUCGCCGACUUGUUCGCCGCAUUUUCGUUUCGGCCCAAUUCAGUAGUAUAAUGGUGCCGGGUUUCUGUCGCAGAGCAACUUGUGUGUAAAUACAGCAUGAAACCCUGAGCUGCACUUGAGCUGCACUUCACCGCAUUGCCAGUUAUAAACAUGUUCCUCACGUUGUCUCCACGUGAAAGCCUCUCUCUCUAUCUUCGUUGUCCUUCGCAGGUCCGUCUGUCACUGAAAUACUGUGUUCUUUCGCUCCGUUAUUUGAGAGCAGCGUUGGGCGUUUUAGGAACUCGCUGUACUUUCCAAGGUGGACUUGUGCUCUUAUAAACUGCACAACAUUAUAGGCUGCAGGGAACUGCCCCCCCCCCCCAACACACUACCCCUCCAGCACCAGAGUCGUCAGACGCAGCCAGUAGAUCUUCUGCGUCUCUAUGCACUCCAGUCACGCUCGCUGAGCUCUUACUCCAUUGUUGGUUAGAAUGAAAUCAUUGGUUGUAUGUGCCUAAUAUGCAACCACUCUUGGAGCAUUUACAGUGUUUGCAGUGUAAAAAGUUCUGCAUGUCACUACAAAAAUGGCUUUAAGUAAAAGUUCUAAUAUGGAGAUUUUCAAACUGAAGAGUACAAACCUGGACUGUGGAAGUUUUAAAAUCCAUUGGAAAGUUGGUUUCUUCACUAGCAUUUUUAAUAAUGCUGCUGUUAAAUCUUUUUGGAGGAUUUGAAUAUUUUCUCAGUUUUCAAGAGGAAAUUGCAACUUAUGGUAAUGUCAGUCAUAGUGAAAAUGUAUUUUUAUGCUUUUUAACCUUUUGUCUACUGUGUAUCUACCUACAUAUGAUUAUUAAAACCAACAACUUUGAUAAUGCGGGUAUUUGGGAACUGAGCGUCUUCCUACAAUAUAAAUUUGUAUAGCUGUAACGAGAAAAUUAUACUAAUUUGUAUGCCAUAUCUAUUUUCAUAUUGCUAUAUGCCAUUUAGUGUUAUCGGCUCACACACCUUUUCACCAAGGUGACUUGCACUGCUUGACACGCUACUUACAAGGGUCACUCAUCCAUA
This is a messenger RNA of Scleropages formosus (Asian bonytongue), 7248 nucleotides long. It is a transcript of the gene zfyve16, whose product is annotated as zinc finger, FYVE domain containing 16. Gene Ontology annotation, biological process: endosomal transport. Gene Ontology annotation, cellular component: early endosome membrane. Gene Ontology annotation, molecular function: metal ion binding. Lineage: Eukaryota; Metazoa; Chordata; Actinopteri; Osteoglossiformes; Osteoglossidae. The coding region runs from base 683 to 5104 and encodes 1473 amino acids. The record is from RefSeq and is a predicted model, not a curated record. The transcript is spliced from 18 exons.